Messenger RNA from Neospora caninum, 2787 nucleotides. RefSeq lists its product as hypothetical. The transcript has 5 exons. The record is from RefSeq and is a predicted model, not a curated record. NCBI's taxonomy places the organism in Eukaryota, Apicomplexa, Conoidasida, Eucoccidiorida, Sarcocystidae. Bases 1 to 2787 code for a protein of 928 amino acids.
AUGCAGAAGCUGCAGUCGCCCAGUUCAAGUUCUCCCAAAGAGGCUGGUCUGUCUCGUGAAGGACGCCCCGGAGGUCUCUCGAGCGAGGCUGACAGCGAGCACCCGCAGCAGCGCGCUCUGUCUCCUUCCGCUUUUUCCUCGUCCACGACUGUGCCGUCUUCGCGGGGUGCACACAGAGAGAACGAGGAAAGGACACUCGCCGCUCCACCCAGCAAUGCGGCUUCGGACAAGCAAACAGGAGCGGGAUUUCUCGGUCGCGUCUCUCAGUGGACUUCCCUGGCUUCACUGCGCACUACAGGAGCGGAGACAACAAAUGAGGCACACGCUAGUGGCAUGGAGGCAGCUGCCGCCCAAGCCAAGUCGGGUGUCUCUGCAGCUGCUCGGGUCGCCUCCUCCUGGGGUCGGUGGAUUUCCCAGGCAACAAGUGGACUCGUCGAAGAACUGCAAGCUGAAAUGGCUGUCUCUGAAGAGCUGAAGGAGUUUUGCGGGACUAUCUCCAGGGAUUCGCAACGGUGGAUGGAGGAACACCAGACGGUCUUCCCCCACCUCACCUCUUCCACUUCUGCAUCUUCUACCUCUGCUGGUUCUGCGCAUUCGCGAUCGAGGCUUCCCAGUGUACGAGGCUGCUUAGCUCCCGUGUCCGCUGGAGAGGAGAGAGAGCUCGGACGAGCCCCUUCGUUUCCCAGUCGGCAGGCUGAAACAUCUGUCUCUCUUUCGUCUUCAAACGCGUCCCAAACGACGGGUUCUCAGCCUGCGUCUCGCGCCGAUUCAUCUCUGGCCGCAGCGCAGCCGCCUCCGCCGCCGCCGGCUGCUGCCUUGUCUUCCGCCGCUGGCCUCGCGUCCCUGCAGUCCUCUCGACCGCCUUCCCUCGAAGAGUCAAGUGAACCUCUCGAUCGCGAGAAAGGCUCUCUGGAGCCCCAAACCUCUCCUGCUAUGGAAAGCGUUUAUUCGCGUUUUUCGUCUCUCCUUUCUUCCACGUCUUUGCUGGUCGCGACUGCCAGCGACACGGCGAGGAACGUAGCUCGAGGCUUAACUGGAAACUCCCCAGAGGCGGCCGGAGAGAGAGAACGCUCAGGACAAAGCGGUCAAGAAGAACAAAGGUGGAGGGAGUUGAAGACGGAGAGGGAAGAAGCUGGAGGACGCGAGUCGGUCUUGCCGCUCAAGCCCUUCUUCGGAACAGCGGGCGCUGAGAGGGAACCUUCGUGUCCACUCGCAGACCUGGAGCGGAGGCUGCCUCCGGUCAUUGCACGAGGCUCGUCGGAGUUGCGCCGGCAAUACGCUGCCCUCAUUCGAUCGCCCGCGACUUUCCUCGAGGAUCCCACAGGCCAUCUCGUCUCUCUGUCUCGUGUCCCUGUCUCGCCACCUUCGUCCUCGGCCGCGAGGCAGUUGAACGCCUCGGAGAGCGAGACGGCUGCGGAACGGGCGGCCGCUUGUUCGUCUCCGUGCUCCUUUCCGCUUCCUCUAGAGGCCAGCUGGGAGGCAGGGCUGGCCGCAGAGAGAGAGAAACGCGAAGGCGCUUCUCCCGUUCAAGAGUGUCUGUUUUCGCCCAGUCACAGAGAGGAAGACGCGGCACCCGACUUUGCAGCUUUCCACGUCGAGGCCUACGACGAUCUUCUCGACUUCUUUCACAACCCCCAAGUCAUGGAGAUGCGGAGGCAACUCGUCCCCCAUCGCGUCGAAGAGUCGCUCUUCUGGCGUCGUCUGCUCUUCCGCGUUCAGCUUCUUUGCCAAGAUUGCUCUCGAUCUGAUUCCGCGUCACGCGCGCGCGUGUGCGAAGGCGAGGCGAAAGAGAGUUUCAGUGAGAUUUCCAGGGACAAGAAGGAAUUCUCUACUGGAAUGCGAGAGGCAGAACCGAGCAGCCCGCGGCCAGUCCCACCUCACGAACCACCUUCCAGCUUAGGAAUUCCCCGGGGGUCGGAAAUGCGGGGACUGAUGGCGGAGCUAGACGAAGAAGACAUUGCCUGGGACGACGACGAGACGGGGGACUCACAGGAAGCGACGGAGGGGGGCAAUCCCCUUGCUUCCGUAUUUUCCUCUUUGAGAGGGCCAACGCUAUCUCCUGAAUCGGAACCCGGCUCUUGCCUUCAGAACGAAAGUCCACGCGCUGCUCUUCUGGCAGUCGAGGUUUCUUCCUCUUCGUCUCCGACGUCUCCCUCUUCUUCCUUAGCUUCGCCUCCGCUCUCGUCUCUCUCUGAAACGCCUCGAGUCUCUUCUGCCGCUCCUCACCCUCCGCAGUCUUCCACUUCCCCUGAGCCGCAUCAAACACUCGAAGUCGCCUCCACCCUUUCAUCCCCGCUCGUCAGCGUCCCGAAAACCCAUUCACCUCUCCCCCCGGCUUCUCCUUCCGAUUGUCCCCCUGCUGCCGUUUGUUCGUUCUCAGCUGCCUCUUCCACCCAGUCGGCACUUCAGCCGUGUCCGAACGGCGGGCUGCCUGUUCAUCUCGGUUCAGCGGCGCGUCCCGGCUCUCGUGCGCAGACGACGGACGCGGAGGUGAAAUUAGAGAGGGACGCGCUGCAGGAUGCAUCUUCAACAAACCUCGGAGCUUGCCUCCCACGUCCGUCGUCCGAUUCAGGACGGAGUGCAUGUACACUCGAGAGGCCGGCUGCGACAGAAACACAGCUGCCUUUGGAGCACGGUUUCCACGUUGUCGUGUCGGAGGCCAGGUUUCGGGGGUGCGAAAGAGAGGCCCAAAGGCCUGGAAAUCAGACACUUGAGUCAGACGGAGGCGACGAAGAGGACGCCGUCAUCGGCGAUGGGUGGGACGACGCAGGACUCGUCAUUCUGUAG